This is a messenger RNA of Mugil cephalus (flathead mullet), 4201 nucleotides long. Its product is annotated as mastermind-like protein 2. Bases 869 to 3598 code for a protein of 909 amino acids. Gene Ontology annotation, biological process: positive regulation of transcription of Notch receptor target; Notch signaling pathway. Gene Ontology annotation, molecular function: transcription coactivator activity. Lineage: Eukaryota; Metazoa; Chordata; Actinopteri; Mugiliformes; Mugilidae. The transcript has 5 exons. The record is from RefSeq and is a predicted model, not a curated record. Gene Ontology annotation, cellular component: nuclear speck; nucleoplasm.
GUUCAUACAAUGAGGGUCUGUGUGUAGUAGCUCUCCGCUAUUGCCUCGGUGUACCACACGGACAAACCAUUGUCAAUGGACUAUUUGAGACGGCUCUCAAUCGGUUUUCUUCAACGGCUCUCUGCGUUUCGCCUGCCUGGUUUCUGACUUGUUAUUUGGAACCACAGCCCUCCUCUUCGGGCGAAAAGGGAAAGACGCGGAGAAAACGGACUAAUUUUCAAACAAAAAAAAUGCCGUGAGUCUUGAAGUUUUGUGUGUUUUUUUUGGAUUCUCCCUUUUUUUGGCGACCAAUCGCCCACCUCUAAUUUAUAGACUAUUUCCUAAGUGUGGUACAAUUGGGAUAAAGUGAGCCGAUAUGUAUCAGGGAUGGACCUAUCGGUGAAACUGAAGUUGUGCGUGCUGUGGUUUUGAAUCAUCCAAGGGAUUCAUAUUGAAUAUAGCCUAUUUAUCUGAGCAGAGGUCGACUUGUUAAGCAAGAACAUUCCAGCUGCGAAUCCACGAGCCUUUCAUGUUUGUAAAUCAUUUCACUUUUAAUUAUAAGCUGACACACUAAGACCCCGAUGAAUAAUAACUUUGGGACUUUCUAAUGCGCAUGUGGAACCAAGUGUGAGUUUAUGUAAGCAUUAUCUCGGUUUAAUCUUCCUGGCUAUAUCAUUUCCUAACAGUUAGACAAGAUAAUUGUGCAACAUUUCAACACAUAUCGCAUCGUCUCGAACUCUCCAGUGAGUUGGUGCGUGCAGUUCAUUUUUCUUUUCCUCAUGGGAUCAUAGCUGAGUCAAUUCGUCUUGUUUUCUUCCAUGUCCGUACUGUGGUCCAUUAUAAGCUCAGUGGACCUCAGUCUUUAUAAACUUGUUAGGGACCCGCGGGCAUGGGAGAAGCGACCCCCGCUCAGUCUGCUGCAGGGACAUUCGUACCCAUGUUGGGCGUCGGUUUGGGAGCUAUGCCCGGCGGGGCCGUCAACGGACCGGUGGUGGCCACCUCCAGAGGCUCCGCGGUACCGCAGCUGCACAACGCCAUCGUGGAGCGUCUGCGCGCCCGCAUAGAGCUGUGCAGGAGGCACCACUCCACCUGCGAGAACCGCUACCAGAGGGGUCAGGCCGAGAGCUCUGACCGGGAGCACGAGAGCACGCUUCACCUGCUCAACAUAGUCCAACAGGGGCCCGGGAACCGCAAGACAAAGGGCAGCAGGGGAUCGAACCAGCAACCCCCAGAGUACAGCCGGGCCAACGGAGAGCAAAAGGCGUCGGAGGGCGAGCAGAAGAUUUCCACACGCAUAGCGCUCCAAGGAUCUCUGCGCAGGAAGAUUGAGGGACACGCACCAGGGCACACACCAAAGCAGAAUGGCCUCUCCUGUGGUUUCUCUGGAUCAGACUUUAAGCGGGUCCGUGUGGACGCCGGUGCUCUGGGACAUGGAACCUGCAACCAUAACCUAAGCCAAUCCCAUUCCCUGCAAGGGUCCUCAGCCAUGGUCAUGCAGAGAAAGAAUUACAUGAUGCCCCACGGAUUAGGGUCGGACAUAUUCAACAUGACUCUGAAGGAAAUGAAAAAGGAGCCCAUAGAGAUCCAGUCUUGCGGCCAGUCAAACCCGGAGAUGAUUUUUGACUUCAAGGAUGAAGGCGGUGGUCAGAUCGACCCGGAGCUCCAGGAUCUGUUUGACGAGCUCACGAAGUCCGUGCCCCCGCUGAAUGAUCUCGAGUUUGAGAAGAUGUUGAAGCAGGACGAUACCUUCGGUCUGGAUCUAGGGCGGCCCAGCUCAGCGGGAGCGGCCGCCAGUCUUUGCUCCCCGUUGGAGAAGCCCAUAAAGACGGAGCACUCGCCAGAUUUCAGCCAGGUUCACUGUGGCUCGCCGCAGCUUCGACCGGCCUCGGCAGGCCCCUCUUUCACACUGACCAGCACCUCUUCCACCACCACGUCACAGAAAGGCAACACUCAGGCAGGACACCCCAGAUCCUUGCCCUGCUGGCCGGAAAUAUCCCACGCAGAGCAGCUGAAGCAGAUGGCAGCGAACCAGCAGCAGCCGAGUUCCCUUCUCCAUCACCACCACCAAAACCCUCCUGUGGGAAUGACUAGCUGGGCUCCCGCCAUGAGCACCCACUCCUCCACCAGCACCUUCCCCCAAGACAAAGUCUCCAGCCCGGCCCCGCUCAGCCAGCAGAGGAUCGGGCCCCACAGUAAAGGCCUCAACAACUGCCUCUUCAAGUCGAACGGCCACAAUCCCCCCCACCAUUUGGACAUGAAAGUUCUCAGCACCAAGCCCACGUUACACUUCAGCCCUAAAGCUCCACAUUCCGCCAGCCAGCCCAUGUCCAUCAUGACGAACCAGGUCAACAAGACGGAACCGCAGCAACCGUCGCCGUCGCCGGGACAGAAUCCGUCACAUUCAGCUCUCCAUUUCCAGAACCAACAAAUCCCGACAUCAGGGUCGCUUUGUCUGCAACCCAAGUCGGUUACUGCAGGGCUGCCAUUCAGACUGUCACAGCCACGACAGGGGGUUCCCGCCGGUCCAAGGCUGCCCACUAACGGAAGCUUAGGGGUCAUGGCAGCCCAGUCGCAGCCUCGGCCCUCGGCGCCGACCAACCAGCAGAAAGGGCCGGUCAAAACUCAGGUUAUGCAGAGACCGCUUAACCAGCAACAGCACGGCAUCAGCAAUUCAGACAAAGACAACGCGCACGAUCAGUUCAGUCGUCAUCUCACGAGGCCGCCGCCAGAUUACAAGCAGUCGAGAGGUUUGGUGGGAGUUCAGCAAGGAAACCUCUUCACAGGUCAGAACUCCUCCCAGGCUCCCAGCAACGGCCCCGACAACAGCCUCCAGUCCAUUUCUUGUCGCCUCCCAAGCGGCUCCGCCGCGAAGAUGAGCCCGUCGCCGCUGGACCGCAGAUUUGGGAUCGGGGCGGACAUCCACCCGGGCCCCUGCAUCAACCAGUUCCAGCAGCAAAACAGUCACAAUCGAGUGGGGCUGAAUCAAAGCAAACCGAGGUUUCUGGGUCCGAACGCACAAGGCAAGUCCUUCGGGAUGAACAGUGUAGCGGGCGUACACGCAGCCGACCUGCACUCCUCUGGGGUGCCAGGACAGGGUUUGGGAGGCUUGAUGCCAAAUGCGAGCAUGGGCUGGGGUCCAGGCAGCAAGCAACAAAUGACGACCGGCCUCGGCGUGAGGCGGCUCCCCAACCCGCUGCAGUCUCAGGGUGCGCAGGACAUGCCGAGCCAUCCGUACCAACAGAGGCACAUCGUCCCUCCCAACCAGGUGGCUCCAGACAUCGGGAUUCCCCCCAUCACUCCCUCCAUAAGAGACACAGGCCCGAGACCGAACCCGGCGAUGAUGGGCUCCCCGUCGGCGGUGGGGAACCUGAACCAGGCCUCUCCCGAACAGAGGGUACCAGCAGGCAACUUCGCAGAGCCCAGUCCAAGCUCCAACAGCUACCAACCGAACAACAGAGCCAACCGCCUGACCUUUGACUUCCUCCCAGAGGGAGACAACACGGUUCCAGGAAUCAACGCAGACUCAGACUUCAUAGACUCUCUGCUCAAAUCUGGCUCUGGGAACGAUGACUGGAUGAAAGAUAUAAAUUUGGAUGAAAUCCUGGGCAGUCACUCGUGAAUUUGGGUCACAGAUGCUAAAAAAACUGACCCGCAGCUCAAAAUCACAGAGGUCACGUAUGUGUGCGCGGUGGAAGGGAUGACAUUUGUAAAUAAUGUUAAAAUGGAAUUUUAUAAACUCAUAUUAUUUGUUAUUCAAGUAUACUGACGUGUUUUUGUAUUGUAUGUACUGUGAAAGGAAUUUGUCUUCUGUCCUUAGUACUCUGCAUAUUUGUCCCCGGUGUGUCGGCCAAUAAGCUGUGUGUCAUGCUCUAGUGCUGUCGUGUAGGAUGAAAUACAAAAUUCCCACUGUGAAAAGAAAACAUUGCUGUGUUACUUUCGACUUUUUUUUUUUUUUUUUUAAUUCAGAAUCUGCUCCCACUGUGUAGCAUGACGUGGUUUUCACUUCCCGAGGUUUCGCUACCAUGCACACAGAGAGAAUCCUGCCACGGUGCAUUUCUGGUCCUCGUCCUUCAAACCUUUUCAUCUGUGGUAGCUUUCAACGCAGUUUUUAAAAAAAAUGUAACCCCUUAUUAUAUUUUUUUUUCCAUGUGAUAUUUAAUAAUUAUUGGGAUAGUAAUUAGACAUUAUAAUACAUGUAAUUAAUAAAAUUUAUUUGAAUAAC